GGUGCCUCCCGGUGCCAUUGGCAGCCCCCGUGAGAGGGUAUUUAAUUGCCAUCAGACCAACGUUGUAGUUGCAGCCUUGGCCUAUUGGACCUAUAUAGUUAUAGAGGCUGCGGGUGGCGUCGAUACGCAAAAGCCCGAGCUUCCCUUGAGAUAACUCGUAAUCUGAUGCCCUUGACUCGCUCAUCUCCAGUACGGAACGAGGCAAAUGGACCCUUCAUCUUGCGGCCACAUAACCGCAUAAGGAACAUCCUGAAGAUUCCCCAUUGAUAAGUUGCUUGGUGAACCCGUGCCCGUUCUUCUGCUCUUGUCGUCUUUCCAUCGAUGGCGCAGACCAUGGGUUGGUCGGAAGAUCGAUUUGUGUCACCUCCUCCGGCAUUCCUAGUUUGCGGGGCCUGCAUAGAAAUCCUUCGCGACCCUGUAUUCAUCUGCUCUGAGUUCCACCUCGUCUGUCGUGGAUGCUUCCAUGCUUCAUACCACUGUCCAAUUUGCCGUCGAGUUGUUCACCACAAUGAUCGUCCUCAAAUGGACAUCAAUCUUUCAAGACUUAUCGACUCGCUUAUUAUUCGAUGUUCUAGCUGGAAAGAAGGAUGCAACUGGACCGGCAGCAUCCGUGUCGAGAGCAGUCAUCCUCCUAACUGUGGCUUUCGGGGAAUAAAGUGCCAAAACCAGAGAUGCAGGAAGUUUCCCCCAGUACGCGAUUUGGACCCACACAUGAGAGAUCGUCCGCACACGGCAUGCACCAAUGCACCUUUCCGUGAGGCGUUGCAUAAUUCGGGGAAGACGUUCAAGCACGGCUUAGUCCAUCACCCCUGCAAUCUGUUCAAAUGUGGUGUUGUUGACAUCGCCGCACAGGAACAACACUAUGGAAAAAUUCAUUCCGAACUUGAUUUUCUCCGUACCCGAGUGGCCAAGCUCGAGUCUAUACUUCAUAUGAACGUCGGUGGCAGGGAAGCCAUAAACACCGAUUUCGGAGGGUCUGGAGGUCUGGUUACGCGCGAAGGGUCAACCUCCCACGCUAAAAGGUGGGACCUAAAUCACCGCGAACCUUUCACUCAAACGACGAAUGCGGAGGACGAAAGUACGGCGGUCAAACCCAACCACCUGAGUGAGGGACCUCGCAAGCGUGCACGAGUUCAAAGCCUCUACGAUACAGUGGCGUCACUCACGUCGAAUGUUUCCAUCCUGCCAUCUACGCUUGCCACGAUGGACGAUGAUGAAGAAACAGCUUUGAUUGUAUCGAAGCUGGAUGAUGAUGAUUCCCUCGAGCCCCCUGACGGACAGGGAAAUAAGAAUGAGGGAUCGGUUCCGAAUACGUCGGGUGAGACGAAGCCUGGUGGAGUCACCAGCGGUAUGCCCGCUGACCUUACCUCUCAUGAUAACGCUUCUCGCGACCAAUUAGCAAACGCCAAUGGGUCUUCUCCAAUUGGAUCAUAUUGCCUUUGACUUAUAACUAGAAUGGCCGACCCAGCGAUGGUUUUAUUCCAAGACCAAUUUUUCUGGCACGUCGUCACGGUGUUUGCGAUUGAUAUUCUAUCUAGAUAUACCAUUAAUGGCGUCCCACUAUCUCAAGUGGGUCUGUCUCACCUAUCGAUGAACUUUCGAAAUUUGCUGUUUUUGUGCCACUCCAUUGUUCUUCUUGCUCCGAUACAUUUGGUCGUGAACGCUUUUGUCUGUUUAUUUUCGUUUGUAAUCCUCGUUAAAGAACAAUACGACUUCGCUCGGCCCCAAAACUUGGUAGAGCGAUUGUACCCACUCCUCGACGAUUGGAGUGAAAUAUCCGGACUUGCCCCUCCAUGGCGGGCGGACUACAAAGCGAAAAUCCAACAUCGCUAACUCCUCAGCAGUUAAUU
This is a messenger RNA of Cantharellus anzutake, 1850 nucleotides long. RefSeq lists its product as uncharacterized. The transcript has 6 exons. Bases 322 to 1443 code for a protein of 373 amino acids. Lineage: Eukaryota; Fungi; Basidiomycota; Agaricomycetes; Cantharellales; Hydnaceae. The record is from RefSeq and is a predicted model, not a curated record.